CUUAAAAUAAAGAGGUGUACGCAAAAGCAGUCCUUUUAUUCUAGACUCCUCAAGAUGCAAGAGCUUGCGUUUUCUUGGCUGUGCACAUUUGCCUUGGGCUUCUGUGGUGUGGGCUUCGCCGCGGUGUUACCCAGAAGAGAAGAGGCUUCAGGGCAAACAGGCGAGACCUCCGAUGACCUCUCUUUGGCAACCGAGUACCUCCAGCGCUUUUAUGACUUGAAGAAGGAGUCGUCGUCGUCGGUGGUCAGUCGCACAAAGCGAAGCAGCAGCAACAGCAGCAGCAGCAACAGCAGCAGCAGCGAUGAUGCAGCAGCAGUCUUCUCCUCCAAGUUGGAGGACAUGCAGAGCUUCUUUGGGCUGGACCUCACAGGGAGUCUGGACGCCCAGACGCUGGACGUGAUGAGGACGCCGCGCUGUGGGGUCUCUGACGUCGAGGACUACAGCCAGGGCACGCAGCAACGCUGGAAGAAGAACGUCAUCUCUUUCGGAAUUGGCAGGUACACCAGUGACAUGCCUGCCAACGUGGUGGACUCGGUCAUCAGCUCGGCCUUGGCUGUAUGGGGGCGCGCCAGUCAGCUGUCUUUUGUGCGCUCUUAUUCUGACAUGGCCGAUAUCAUGGUGGACUUCACCAAGAGAGACCAUAGUGAUUCGUUCCCUUUCGAUGGCCCUGGCGGCACUCUUGCUCACGCCUUUGGGCCUGGUGAGGGCAUCGGAGGAGACGUGCACUUCGAUGAUGAAGAGUACUGGUCAGCUGGACCUAAAGGCUUCAACCUGUUCUUAGUGGCGGCACAUGAGUUUGGGCAUGCCCUGGGCUUAAGGCACUCGAGAGACCCCAAGUCUCUCAUGUACCCGAUCUACAGGUCCCAUGCCGACAGAGCCUUACUCUCCAGCGAAGACAUCAUGAACCUUAACGCACUAUAUGGGCCGCAGAGGCGAAGGUUGUUCUCUCCAUCGCGGUUCAUCUGGCCCCCCUACAUUAGCCCUGCCAACCGCCUGCCUCUGAACCUGCAGGACAUCUGCGACCCCAAGCUGUCCUUCGAUGCUGUUACGGAUAUCAGGGGAGCGCUGUUCUUCUUCAAAGACAGACAUCUCUGGAUCAAGCACGAUGACCGAUAUGGCAUUAAAGAUGGACCUAUCAAGAACUUCAUGCCAACAAUCGACUCAAAUAUCAAUGCAGCGUACUCUCUGCCAAACAGAUCAACCGCCUACCUGUUUAAUGGAACUCGCGUCUGGACCAUGAGAGGUUCUGUGGUUAAGGGGCGCUCCAAGCCCAUCAGGAGCUACGGCUUUCCAUCCUGGGUCAAACAGAUCGACGCCGCGGUCCACAUCAGCAACACCUCGCAGACUCUUUUCUUUACACGGGAUAAGUACUGGAAGUAUAACGAGAAUCGCAAAGCCAUGGAGGAGCAUUACCCCAGAUCAAUCAAGAAGGAUUUCCCUGGAAUCAACAUGACUCUGAACGCUGCAGUUUAUAAGGACGAUCUCAUCCAUUUCUUCUCUGAUGCAGAAGUACACAAAUACAACUACACAGCACAGGAGAUUGUUGGAACUGAUAAGGCAAACUCUUGGCUCGGGUGCUUGGAAAAAUACGUCGUAUGGACACUGCCAGUGAGUGAGAGGACGGAGGACGUGCACUAUGCGGAGGUGUACUUAAGGAAAUACGACAACAUGCCCAUAAGCGGAGGUCUACGAACACCAAAAGCCUUGAAAAGUCCAAAGAUAAAGUUGAAGGGAAUGCAGAAUUUGUCUUCCCUGAGGGCAAAAUCUAGGAGAGUAAUCUCAGAGACUGUCCCGAACACAAGUGAGGCUUGGAUUGCAAAAUACACCGCAGACCUGCAGAGGGAGGAGGUGGAGCGCUCCAUACACAUGGCUACUAAAAUGUGGAGCGACACCGCACAUCUGAACUUCGUCAAAGUGGACCACGGCCAAGCAGACAUCGACAUCUCUUUCUCAACUAAAGUUCAUGGAGACUUCUUCCCCUUUGACGGGCCCAGGGGAGUGCUAGCUCACGCUUUCGAGCCCGGCGAUGACAUUGGUGGAGACAUACACUUUGAUGACGAUGAAAUCUGGACUAUGGGAUACAGAAAACGCAUCAGGAAACCAGAUACACCAUCAGUUCCCAAUAAGUGUCAUCCCAACUUCUCCAUUGAUGCUGCAGCUAGAAGUGGGAAUGAGAUUCUUUUCUUCAAGGGCAGCUACAUGUGGUUCAGAACGUCAUGGAUGAUGACCUGGGGAAGAGUGAGGGGCAGCCUCAUCAGAGCCUCCCUCCCUGGCAUCACUUCCCCUGUGGACGCUGCUUACAGCACCCCCAACACGCCUGACACACUCUUCAUUUUCACUGGUGUGAAAUACUGGAUGGUUCAAACCUAUGGGAUGAAGCGUUACAGCGGCUCCAUCUACGAUUACGGGUUUCCAGCAACUGUGAAGAAAAUUGACGCUGCUGUUCAUUUGCGGGAAUAUGGGAAAACCUAUUUCUUCACAGCAGAUGUCUAUUACAGAUAUGAUGAAGUUCUGAGUAUUAUGGAUUCUGGAUUCCCUAGAAAAAUCCAGCUUGACUGGCCGGGCAUCGGGAAAAAAGUUGAUGCUGCCAUCCAGUUCCGAGGUAAACCUGUAGUAAUCUCUAUAGUGGCACUGACAAAAGGAGAUGUAGCCCACUACUACGUUAGGAGAUGCAAGAAGGGGGAAAACAUGGAGCCACGGGUGGUUUCUCUACCGCUGCUGCUGUUGCUGCUGCUGCUUGGGGCCUUGAGUGAAUCUGCCCCCGUGUCCAUUUCCAUGCCAGAGACUGGGACAGAGGCUGAGGCGUCUGAAGCGGAUAAAACUUUUGCUGAGGAAUAUAUUGACAUCUACUUCUCAGACGUGACGUCGCUGAACUCCUCAGUCAUGAGGAGCGUAUCAAACUACACGUUUGAGGAGAACCUGGAGAUGAUGCAGUCGUUCUUUGGCCUGGAGGUGACAGGUAAACUAGACAACGACACCAUCCAGGUGAUGAAGGCACCCAGAUGUGGCGUGUCUGACAUCAGCAGGUACGGCCACUUUCAUGGACGACCGAAAUGGGAGAAGAAACUCAUUACCUACAGGAUAACACAGUACACCCCUGACCUGACGAGGAGACAGGUGGACGACACCAUUGCCCACGCUUUCAAACUGUACAGCGAUGUCAUCCCUCUGGACUUCAAGCAGAUCACCAGCGGCACGGCUGACAUCAUGAUUCUCUUCAAAGGGGGAUAUCAUGGUGACUUUUACCCUUUUGAUGGUCGCGGGGGAGUCCUGGCCCAUGCAAACUCCCCUGGUAGGGGCGAGGGUGGUGACACUCACUUUGAUGAUGAUGAACCGUGGACUCUGACUUCAAGAGGAGUGAACUUGCUGCUGGUAGCUGCUCAUGAGUUUGGCCACGCCCUGGGUUUGGACCACUCCCGAGUGCAGGGCGCCCUGAUGUUCCCCACCUAUCAGUACGUCAACACCAAAGGAUACAAGCUCCCCGACGACGACCGCAGAGGAGUGCAGGAUUUGUACGGUGUUAGGAGAGGAACUGCUCCUGACCCGAAGCCAGACCCGAAACCAAAGCCAAAACCAAAACCCAAGCCGGAGCCGGAGCCGGAACCAGAGCCGGAGCCAGAACCAGAGCCUGGACCAAACCCCAAAGAUGAGCAAUGCAGUCGGAGCCUAGUUUUUGAUGCUGCAACCUCCAUCAACGGCGACCUCUACUUCUUCAAAAAUGGAUACUAUUGGAGAAAAAGCACCAUGUUGUCUGGAAUCACUUUGACCAAAGUGUCAACCAAGUGGCCGGCAAUCACUUACGUAGACGCAGCAUUUGAAAUCCCCAAUUCUGCUGCCUACCUCUUCCAAGGCAAUCAGUACUGGGCAAUAAACUCACGGGACAGAAGCAAGAUAAUGCCAGGUUAUCCCAAAUCUAUAUCCGGCCUUGGCCUCCCAGCGUCUAUGAAAAAGCUGGAUGCCGCUGUCUACGAAUCCUACACAAAGACUGUUUUCUUUUUCGCGGGACCACAAUAUUGGAGCUUUGACGCCGUGAGAAGCCAGAUGAACUCUGGGUACCCAAAGCUUAUCAGACAAGGAUUUCCUGGUGUUGGCUCCAAAGUGGACGCUGCUUUCGAGAAUUACAACUAUCUUUAUUUGUCCAAUGGCGCCAGGCAGACGGAGUACAGCUACUACUACAAACGAGUCAUCCGCACCCUCCUCAACUAUGGCUGGCUCAACUGCUACUAAUACAUUCAAAUUCAAUAGCUGAUUAAAAAAGCAUGACACAAUAUAACAGCAUUAACAUUCAAAUGCUGCUGCACUGAUACCAUAGGCAUAGGCUCAUAGACUUUGAUGUUCUAUGUUUUAUUUUCGAUUUAAAAACUACCAAUAACUAUGAUAUGUUAUCAUGUUGAUUUUUUGUGUUAAACCGAAUACUAAGGUGAUAUUUUCUUGGUCUGGCAAACCAGCCACUUGUACAGUACUUCAUUUCACAUCCUUACAGAGGUGAGGGUUUGGUUGUGAUUUCAUUGUCUGAGGAGGAGAUCUUGCUAAAUCAGUGAACAGAAGGAGAGUUCGUUAAAACGUUUUGGGCCUUUUUGUCUUUAUUUUAGAGAAAGGACAGUGUGAGAGAAGGCAGGAAGUGAGUGGGAGAGAGAGAGAGAGGGUAGGGUUGGGAAUUUAUUC
Molecule: messenger RNA, 4665 nt
Organism: Engraulis encrasicolus (European anchovy)
Lineage: Eukaryota; Metazoa; Chordata; Actinopteri; Clupeiformes; Engraulidae
Exons: 28
Coding region: 55-4227 (1390 amino acids)
Biological process (GO): proteolysis; extracellular matrix organization; collagen catabolic process
Cellular component (GO): extracellular matrix
Molecular function (GO): zinc ion binding; metalloendopeptidase activity
Source: RefSeq, a predicted model, not a curated record